AAGAGAUCCAGUAACUUGCCCAAGAUCACGUCUCUAGUACACAUUGGAACCAGGAGUUGAACCCAGGCGGACUGAUGCCAAAGCUCACAGUUUUGAUAAUUACACCAUACUACCGGACGAUAAAUGAUUUUGCCAUGGGGUGCGGACUUAGAAAGCUAGAAGACCCUGAUGAUAGCAGCCCUGGAAAAAUAUUUUCUACCCUGAAGAGACCGCAAGUGGAAACAAAGACAGAAUUUGCUUACGAAUAUGUAUUGCUGGAUUUUACUUUACAAGCUUCACCGAACCCAGAAGUCAUCAAGAUAAAUUCAAUUCCAGAUAUCGUAACAAAAGUGGAAGACUACUAUCUUAAAGGAUAUAUUGUUGCGGCUAUUCAUCCUGUUAUACAACCCGUGGGGCAGCAAAAACACCUACCUGCAAGUUACCUAUACAGGGUGGUGCUGUCGCGCUUGAAGUUAAGCACGAAGCAUUCGACAGCACCCAGUGGACAAAGACGCCCAAGGCUUGUGAUUGAGGAAUGUCCUCUAACUUAUGAGACACAAACAAAUGACGUAGCAAAAGAACUGAUAGAAAAGAUUAACGCAGAUGCUAAAAGAGGAAUGAAAUUUGUUGGAUUCAUAUCACAGCAUUAUCCACCACUUAAGUUCUGCAACGGAACCAACCAGGAUGGAGAUGCAGAAUUGACACUACACCUGAGACACAGUUCAGAGGAAAACUAUAAGAGCUGGAAUGAGGGGACGUUAAGUGGACAGUCAUCUGAAAGUGGCAUUGAGGAAGAACUCCAUCAUGAAAGUGGACAGUGUCAAAUGGAACGAGAUGGCAGCCCCAGUUUCUCUAAAUCAAGGAAGGGAGAAGAUAACAAGCUGUACACAGUCUUCAAUGUUUUUGAUGAUGAAUCAACCUGCUGGACCUAUCAGGAAGGCAUCCUGUCCAUGAAAGUGACAAGAAAAGGCCCUGUCGUUAGUACGCUUGAUGCCGACUGGCUGGAGUUAACUACGUUUUAUUAUAAACAAGGCUUGUCUUUAAUUGAUUCCUUUGUGUGCUGGGAAACAUCUAAAGGGGACCAUUCCCCCAAAUCUUUGGAAGGAUUCUUUAUCUAUGAAGAAGAAGGCUCUGGAGUUCCAGGAUCCAAGAAAGGAAAUGAUGCCAUUGUAGUCGAACAAUGGACUGUUAUUGAGGGCUGUGAAAUCAAAACAGAUUACGGCCCUCUGCUGCACACUCUGGCUGAGUUUGGAUGGCUCCUGACAAGCGUGCUGCCUACACCUAUACUGAGACAUGACAGUGAAGGCAAUUUGGCUACAAAGCAGGUUGUGUUCCUUCAGAGACCAGUUAUGUGGAAUGCAGCUGCUCAGACACCAGAAAGGAAAGGCAGCCGGCACGUGAAAGGCGAAGACAGGGGCAAAGCCACCAGCAGGAGCAUCGGGCUGGACACGGCCCUGUCCCAACCUGCGGAGAGCAGAAGCCCGCCCAAGGGGCGCCUCCUCCCUCCCUCCCGGGAGUGCUGGAUGAAGGAGAAGGGGCCCACCCAGCACGGCAGCCUCUCCGGGUUCAGCAGCAGCGACAGCGUCCUGCGGGAACUAGACGACGGACAGUUUGACCAGGAGGAUGGAGUAACUCAGGUCACUUGUAUGUGAGCAGUGUAGGAAAGCAAGACGCCCUGUAAAUAAUUAUUAAAAUAAUUGCCAAGUGGCUUUAUUGUAUUAUUUUAUCUGCAUUUAUGUAACGCUUUGAAUUUUUCCGGACUCAGGCUUUCCUUCAAUCUGCAUAAACUUUGGCUCAACUUCCCAGACGAAGAAGAAUAACCAACAUAUUUGUAAAUUUAGAAUCAUGUUUACAGUUCUCACAACUAAAACAUCUGUUUAAGCUGAUGUCUCAUUAGGUUAAUAACCGAAAAUGUACUCAGUUUCUCAUGAAUGUGCAAGGUGUACUUUUCUUAAAAUUCCUGGUAAGACGACUAAGCAUCUCAACCAGUGUUUUUACCUAAUAAUUAGAAAAUUCUCAGGAAGUCAAAGUCUUACUUAAGCUGAAAAUUCUCUCUUUCACAGAUACACACAUACACACACACACGUAAAGGGCUAAUUAAUAAAAUACCUAUUCCCUAAAUAUAACAAUUAAUCCAAAUUUUGUCUUUAACUAUGGCAUGUAUAUACAAAGCAAGCCCUUAUUUGUUAAAAUAUUCUUUGGGAAAAAGUCCUUUUUGUAUGUCUUUGGUUUUAAAGUGUCACCAUGUUACCAACUCUGUACCUACUUACUCAUUGAGCUUAAACAUUGUUGCUUCUAACAGCCUAGACACGGAGGGAAGCAGCAUCCCAUAAAACUCAAUACGAAAACCCACAAUCUCAGUAUUUAAAAACCUUAGUCAACAGAAUUAAUUUUCUUUCUUUUAAAUUGUAAAUAGUCUGAAAAGGGUAACAUCAACUUUAAUGGAGACCGAAGUCUUUUACAUCUGUCUAGAUUUGAGUUAUACUUUUAUUUUGAUUGCUAAAUCAUGAAGAAUGUGGAAACCCAGUCCUGCAGGAAUCCAGAGGUGCUCACAGCACAUGCCGUGCGUCUGGUGACCUAUCGUGCCAUCUCUGCUGUUCUCGCUCUGCUGGUAGGGAUGCCUUAAGCCUUGCCCAGCCCUUAGCAGGUAAGGAUCAAAAUUUUACAAAAUAGAGGAUUUUCAUUUGUCUAUGAAAGGCUUUCUUUGAAAUGUGGGAAAAUUCAAUGAGUUACAACGGACUGUACCAUUGAGGAGUUCAACCUAUUAUAUAUAUUUUAUUAGCAUUGGUGUUGACAUUAUAAGAUCCUUCGAAUAAUAAAAUCUCAUUUGUUA
Vicugna pacos (alpaca) is the source of this 2812-nucleotide messenger RNA. It is a transcript of the gene RFTN2, whose product is annotated as raftlin family member 2. Lineage: Eukaryota; Metazoa; Chordata; Mammalia; Artiodactyla; Camelidae. The record is from RefSeq and is a predicted model, not a curated record.